Messenger RNA from Malania oleifera, 2097 nucleotides. RefSeq names its product receptor-like protein EIX1. Bases 1 to 2097 code for a protein of 698 amino acids. The record is from RefSeq and is a predicted model, not a curated record. Gene Ontology annotation, molecular function: protein binding. The transcript is spliced from 3 exons. Lineage: Eukaryota; Viridiplantae; Streptophyta; Magnoliopsida; Santalales; Ximeniaceae.
AUGAGAUACUCAACUGCAGUUUUGGGGAUUGUUUUUACAUUGAUUUCUUGGGAUGGAGUAAAUUCAAAUGCCACCCAUUGUAAGGCAGAGGAGAGAGAAGCCCUUCUGGACUUCAAGAAAUCUCUCACCGAUCCUUCCAACCGCCUCUCUUCCUGGGUUGGUGAAGAUUGCUGCAGGUGGACAGGAGUUCGCUGCCACAACACCACUGGCCAUGUCAUCCAUCUCAACCUCUCCAAUCCAUUCUAUCCAUUCCCUAUUGAUGAUGAGGAUGUUUAUUAUUAUUAUGAUUAUCAGUCUUUGGUUGCUGCGCAUGAGGGGUCCACAUCUGGACUUAGCCUCAAUCAUUUUCAGGGACUUCAGAUUCCACAGUUCUUUGGUUCCCUCCCCAAUCUCGCUUAUCUUAACCUUUCUUCUGCUGGAUUUGCGGGCCCCAUUCCUCCUCAACUUGGGAAUCUUUCAAGCUUGCAUUAUCUUGAUCUUGGAAACAAUCUGCUCCAUCUUAAUGAUUUGUACGUUGCAGAUGAUGUAAGAUGGAUUUCUCAUCUCUCCUCAAUUGAAUUCCUCACAAUGAGCUCUGUCAAUCUCAGCCGGGCAUCUAAAAAUUGGCUUCAGGCAAUGAACAUCCUCCCUUCCUUGUCCACGUUGCUCUUGAGUGGUUGUUCCCUCAGCCUUAAUCGUCCUCUUUCUCAUGUCAAUUUUUCUUCCCUUGUCGCUCUUGAUCUCUCCUCUAACUCUUUCAUGAAUUCUUCCACAUUUGCAUGGCUCUCCAGUCUCACUUCUCUUGUUUCACUCAAUCUGCAUGGCGCCUAUUUUACAGAGGGUUCAAUUCCAAUAUAUCUUCAGAACAUGUCCACUACUCUUCGAUCCAUGGACCUUUCUCAUUGCAAUUUGAACUCUACCACACCCAACUGGUUUUCUGGUCUCUCUUCUAUUGUUUCCCUUGAUCUGACUGAGAACCAAAUUCCUGGUUUGCUUCCCGCCCCUCUACGGAACCUAACUACUCUUCGAUUCCUUAAUCUUUUUGGCCCACUUCCGGUGUCUAUAGGGAAAUUAUCAUCCUUGAGGAGCUUACAAAUUUAUUCCAAUCUUUUCAAUGGGAGUAUUCCAGAAACUCUUGGGAGUCUCUCCAAAUUAGAAUUUGUGGACAUCUCUAACAAUUCCUUGGAAGGCGCCAUUUCAGAAGUUCACUUUGCAAAUCUAACUAGACUGAUGGUUUUCCGUGCUAAUUCAAACUCAUUGGCCUUGAAAAUAAGCCCCAAUUGGAUUCCUCCAUUUCAACUCCGUGAAAUUUCACUGGACUCAACUCAUAUGGGACCUCAAUUAUUUCCUUCAUGGUUUCAAACACAGAGGGAAUUGAAAGUUUUAUACCUAUCAAAUGCUUCAACAUUAGGUGCAAUCCCAACUUGGCUUUCCAAUAUGUCCCAACUUACCGUGGUGGAUCUAUCUCAAAACCAGAUCCAAGGCCCACUGCCUCCUAUACCUGCUACACUAAGCUAUUUAGGUCUUUCAAAUAAUUACUUGAAUAGAUCUCUUGUUCCCUUCUUGUGCAAUAAAAUGGUAGAUAAGGAAGCUAGUUUAUUAACGUUGGAUCUAUCAAAAAAAAUUUUAUCUGGAGAAAUUCCUGAUUGUUGGAUGAAUUGGAAAAAUUUAUUGAGAUUGCGAUUGGACAACAAUAAUUUGGUAGGAAAAGUACCAAGUUCCAUGGGUUCUCUAACUCGGCUUGGAUCACUACACUUGAGCAAGAACAAGCUCUCUGGAAACUUGUCUACAACAUUGCCAAGUUUUCAUUAUUUACAAGUUUUGGAUCUUAGUGAAAAUAAGUUUCCUGGAAGAAUACCGUUAUCGAUGGGAGAAAGUCUACCCCAACUUCGAGUCCUUAUUCUUCGCUCAAAUAAGUUGAGUGGUAAUAUUUCCAUCCAACGUUGUCAUCUCUAUUCUCUUCAAAUCUUGGACCUUGCGCAAAACAAUCUCUCUGGAGUCAUUCCGAAUUGCUUUGGUAACUACAGCGCAAUGAUUAACAAACCAAAAUAUUUGAAUUAUUUUUUGUACAAUGAUACAAGAAAAUCCUCAGAUGAAGCAAUGGUUGUGAUAAAGUAA